UCCUAAAUUGUAUUCAGGCACCGCGUUAGACAGCAAAACCCAGGGCUUUUGGCGUUAGCCCCUUCCCGGACCCGAUUCUUUAAGUGUAUGAUGCGCAUGCGCGCGCCCUCUUUUCCGGUGGGGAUCAUGGCGGGCGUAGAAGGAAAGAAGGUGCCAUCUGUUCCAGAAAGCCUUUUGAAAAAGCGAAAGGCUUUUGCUGAUAUAAAAGCCAAGCGUCUGAAGAGGCUAGUGGUUCAAAAGAAGCUUCGUAAAGCGCAAAGAAAACUCAUCUAUACAAGAGCUCAGGCCUAUCACAAGGAGUACAGGCAAAUGUAUAGACGUGAGAUUCGUAUGGCCCGAAUGGCACGCAAAGCUGGCAAUUACUAUGUACCUGCUGAACCAAAACUGGCCUUUGUGAUCAGGAUCAGAGGUAUCAAUGGAGUUAGCCCAAAGGUCCGUAAGGUAUUGCAGCUCCUUCGCCUGCGUCAGAUUUUCAAUGGCACAUUUGUAAAACUCAACAAGGCUUCAAUUAACAUGCUGCGGAUUGUUGAACCCUACAUUGCAUGGGGUUACCCCAAUCUGAAGUCUGUGCAUGAACUGAUCUACAAGCGUGGUUACGGCAAGAUCAACAGGCAGCGCAUUGCUCUGACUGACAAUUCUCUAAUUCAGCGGUGUCUUGAGAAAUAUGGCAUCAUCUGCAUGGAAGAUGUGGUCCAUGAGAUCUAUACUGUUGGCAAGAACUUCAAAGUGGUGAACAACUUUCUGUGGCCCUUCAAGUUAUCUUCUCCUCGAGGUGGAAUGAAAAAGAAAACUAUCCACUUUGUGGAAGGUGGAGAUGCUGGCAACAGGGAAGAUCAGAUUAACAGGCUCAUAAGGAGAAUGAACUAAUGGUGCCCAGCAGUGGACUUUCCUACUCUGAUCUGUUAAUAAAAAAAAAUUCUGUGCAUAAAUCUCAA
Dermochelys coriacea (leatherback sea turtle) is the source of this 935-nucleotide messenger RNA. It is a transcript of the gene RPL7, whose product is annotated as ribosomal protein L7. Gene Ontology annotation, molecular function: RNA binding; structural constituent of ribosome. The transcript has 7 exons. Gene Ontology annotation, cellular component: cytosolic large ribosomal subunit. The coding region runs from base 88 to 867 and encodes 259 amino acids. The record is from RefSeq and is a predicted model, not a curated record. Gene Ontology annotation, biological process: maturation of LSU-rRNA from tricistronic rRNA transcript (SSU-rRNA, 5.8S rRNA, LSU-rRNA). NCBI's taxonomy places the organism in Eukaryota, Metazoa, Chordata, Testudines, Dermochelyidae.